Messenger RNA from Botrytis byssoidea, 405 nucleotides. RefSeq lists its product as uncharacterized. Bases 1 to 405 code for a protein of 134 amino acids. The transcript is spliced from 2 exons. The record is from RefSeq and is a predicted model, not a curated record. NCBI's taxonomy places the organism in Eukaryota, Fungi, Ascomycota, Leotiomycetes, Helotiales, Sclerotiniaceae.
AUGGACUACGAUAAGACAAGCAUACUUCAAAUCAUGGAACUCAAUACCAAGUAUGGAUGGAGUGGUGCCAUACCAAUUGAAGAAUUGACCGAUGUCGAAUUAUUCGCGGUGAUGCGCGAGAUGUCGUCGAUGAUGAAGUGGAUCGCGUUCUUGGUUGCAGAUGUGGUGUUUGUGAUGAAGAGGAACAUAAUCAUGCGGACGGAUUUCCCAAUCCCUCAAUUUUUCAUUGAAAUGUGCUUGAAGACGACCGGUUGCCCUUACGAGUCGUACCAUUCCGGUCUGAGCAAAGUGGAUCGACAAGAACUGCUUACCAGAUUCAACUCGGGCGGAAGCACCAGGCGUGAUGAUAAUAUCGACGAAGCUAUCGGCAUACGGGCUGAACAUUCAACACAAUUGCUCCAAUGA